AUGGUUAAUGAAACCGUAAGUUCAGUAGUGAAUAGUACUAUUGCUGACUAUACUGAGUUUUUCUCCGCCGCUGCUGAACCACAAAUCGUUCUAUCCGCUAAACCUUCUUUGGUCCAAGGUAUUCCUGAUGGUAUCUUGGCAUUGAUCGCUCCAGUAGUAGCCUACUGGACCUUCUCCAUGUUCUUCCACACUUUGGAUACUUUCAACUUAGCUGAAACUUAUAGAAUUCAUCCAAGUGAAGAAGUCAAGGCAAGAAAUUUAGCAAGUAGAUUCGACGUACUAUGUGAAGUCAUCUUACAGCAUAUCAUCCAAUCCGUCGUGGGUUAUGGUUUCUACCGUUUCGAUGGUAUUUCACAAACUGGUUACGAAUCUAAUCAAAUCUGGAACAUUAAGAAGUAUCUAAUCGUUAAUCUACAUUUGAAUCAGUAUUUAAGUCUCGAAAUAAUCGACACACUAGUGAAUUAUGCUUACAAUUAUGGUAUCUCAGCCUUUAAAAUCGCUAUUGGCUUCGUUAUCAUCGACACUUGGCAAUACUGGUUACACAGAUUAAUGCAUCUAAACAAAACUCUUUACAAGAAAUACCAUUCCGUCCAUCACGAAUUGUACGUUCCUUACGCCUACGGUGCCCUUUUCAAUGCCCCAUUGGAAGGUUUCUUACUGGACACUCUAGGAACCGGUAUUGCUGCUAUUCUAACCGGUUUAAGUCAAAGAGAACAAAUCAUUUUAUACACUUUUGCAACAAUGAAAACCGUCGACGAUCACUGUGGUUACGAUCUUCCAUUCGAUCCUUUCCAAAUGAUCUUCCCAAACAACUCUGUCUAUCAUGAUAUCCAUCACCAAACUUGGGGUUUGAAAUCAAACUUUGCUCAACCUUUCUUCGUCUUCUGGGAUAACGUCUGCAGCACCAAGUUUGCUCCAAUGGAUUCCGAAUUGAAAGGUGUCAAGAGAAUUAACAUCCAUCAAUACAAGAAGUUCUUGCAAAACAGAGAAAAUGAAAGAGUCGAGAAAUUAAAGAAAUUCAAGGAAUCAAUGGACGUCUCCAAUGAAGAAGACAAGAAAAUUGAUGAAACUAAGAAGAAGGAUAUGUGA
This is a messenger RNA of Kazachstania africana CBS 2517, 1089 nucleotides long. It is a transcript of the gene SUR2, whose product is annotated as sphingosine hydroxylase. The record is from RefSeq and is a predicted model, not a curated record. NCBI's taxonomy places the organism in Eukaryota, Fungi, Ascomycota, Saccharomycetes, Saccharomycetales, Saccharomycetaceae. Gene Ontology annotation, molecular function: iron ion binding; oxidoreductase activity. Gene Ontology annotation, biological process: lipid biosynthetic process. Bases 1 to 1089 code for a protein of 362 amino acids. The transcript has a single exon.